Exophiala bonariae is the source of this 747-nucleotide messenger RNA. RefSeq lists its product as uncharacterized. Lineage: Eukaryota; Fungi; Ascomycota; Eurotiomycetes; Chaetothyriales; Herpotrichiellaceae. The transcript has 2 exons. The coding region runs from base 1 to 747 and encodes 248 amino acids. The record is from RefSeq and is a predicted model, not a curated record.
AUGCCACCCAACCUGCAGCCAUUCUUCCACCUCACCUUCGCAAUACUAACAACCAUCAUCUCCGCCGCAACAGUGACGCUAACCAACCUCCCGGCGUACCAGUCCCAACGCAGCUGCGCGACACAAUGUUUUUACAGCGGGUUCUCGAGCGGCGGGGGCCCGGACCGCCUGGCAAACCAGCUGGAUUGUUCCGUCGACCCGAUCGAGAACGACUGUUUCUGCCGCGCGGAUCUGCAGGACGACGCGGACGCGCUGAUCCAGAGCUGUGUGUAUGACUUGUGUUCCCGGAACACGAUCGACGUUAGCAGUGCCGUGAGCAUCUACGAUAGCUAUUGCACGGCGGCCGGGUUUGAGAGGGCGGUCGAGACGACUUCUGUGGGUGGUGCUGGUGGCGGGAGCUCAGGAACGGGAUCUCCCACAUCGAACGGCGCAUACCAAACCAACCCUCCGCCGCCAUCAUCAACCACGGCGUCUUCAUCUUCAUCCUCAUCCAACGACAAAUCCACGCCAUUUCUGUCGACGUCAGAACUAGUGGGCAUCAUUGUCGGCGUCUGCGGCUUCAUCGCAACCAGCAUCGGAGUGUGGUUUUCGUAUCGGAUGAUGAAAAAUAAACGGGCCGCUGCGCAUGGGCCGCCAUCUUAUAUGGCUGCAUCGGCGUCUCAGGCUCAAGGUCAUCAUCUACCCAUGGGACCCGUUGCAUAUAAAUAUCCCUUGGCGUCGCAAAACAGCUAUCAUGGGUUUCGGUGA